Heterotrigona itama is the source of this 2802-nucleotide messenger RNA. The record is from the annotation of a GenBank genome assembly. NCBI's taxonomy places the organism in Eukaryota, Metazoa, Arthropoda, Insecta, Hymenoptera, Apidae.
GCGUGUCACAUACUUGCUGGACUUCUUCUUCUCGUCGCUGAACCCUUGGAACGUCCCUGUCGAUGUCAUCUUGAUACUGAAAGAUCUUUCGAACGACCGAUAUUAUUUACCGGAAUAACAAUUGUCACUGUGUUUUUGCGGCACACGAAACCCAAACACGACUCUUUCUUCUACCGAACGAAAUCAAAUAGGGUUGUGACACAGGAUUGGUAGGUCUCCCUGCGAAUUUUGACGUCAGAAUUGCUAGUCAAAUCAGCGUCUAAAUUACAAAUUCUUCGCCAUGAAAGAACAAUCUACGAUGAAGUGUCAGUGCAUGAAACAAAAUACAAUAUUUUAAGAAAUAUUUUUCUGCGAUAAAUAUAACCAGAAGAUUAUCAAUAUAGUGUGGAAUAACGUUAGUAGUAAUCUCAAUGAUGUUGAUUUAUUACCAAACUUUAUAACCACUAACUACUGCUCUUGUUAAAUGUAUUAUGUAUGAAAGAAAAGAAUAUUUCUAAAUAUCACGAAACAGUGAAAAUCUUUAGUUACUUUGUUGAAACGACGAUGUUCUAUAACUGAAAUUUCUGAAGUUCCAGUCUUGUAAAUUUUUUGUAGUGAAUUGCUGCUUGGACGUGUUAUAUGUACGUUUUAUAACGUGUCACGUAUGAUUGCUGUUCGUCCAGGAAUAUGUUUGUAGAAAUUUUUUUCGAGUGAAAUAGCUGACAUUUACGGUGAUUUUAUGUUGUGUUUUGAAACAAAAAACUUAUGGGACUCGUUUGGAAACCGGCAGCCAUGUUUGAUCUUUGUCAUAAAUACAGAUAGUGUCUGAAAAAAAAGAGUUGUAUCGUGUAACAAUUUGCCUGUGUUCUGUACGAUUGAUCUCGUGCAAUUAUAAAAUAAGUGAUAAUAGACACCUGUAUAAAUGGUGCGACAAACUAGAAAAUCUAAUACAGUGGACGAAUUUGUCAUCAAAUAGACCGUUUUUGCAUUUUUCGAUUGCCGAGGGAAAUUUGUAAGGGAGCUAAGAUGUUAAAUCAAGCUGUUGUCGAAGCGUUAUAUUCCGCAACGUAUAUCGAAAAUUAUUUAGACUGUGUGGAAAACUUGCCGAAUGAUUUACAGAGACACGUUUCCCGGCUUCGGGAGCUCGAUGCCACUUGUCAAACAUACCUACGGGAGGUAGAUCAGCAACAAGAAGCAUUAAGAAAUGAUACAGAUCUGGCAAUUAAGAGAAGAGCACUUUUAAGAGUUCAACAAGCCUUAAUUGCAGCGCAAGAAAUAGGAGAUGAAAAACUACAAAUAGUUCAACAAGUUCAAGAUCUUAUUGAAAAUAAAUCUAGGCAAUUAGAUUUGGAUUAUCGUAAUCUUGAUUUUGGGAAGGAACAAGAAAGUAGUGAAUCAGUCCGUGAGACAAAUGCUAAUGUAAAUUCCAAUUCUUCUGGUAAUGCAAACAAUUCAGAGAGACAACCAAAAAGAGCUAGAAGAACAAGGACAGAGACGAUAGUCGAGUCUUCGAAUACCAUGGACAUGAUCGUCAUGGCGGAGACACGUUCUAAUUCUUUGUCAAACGCGAGCAAUGGUAAUCAAAAGAAAACGACUAGCGCCAAUACAGGUAAAAAGAAGAAGAGGAAAUCUAGGCAAGGUAAUCAGCAAAAUCAGCAUCGUGAAGAUACUCCGCCACCACCAGAAGAUGAUCUUGCAAUUGAUCCAGAUGAACCAACAUAUUGUCUCUGUGAUCAAAUAUCAUAUGGAGAAAUGAUAUUAUGUGACAAUGAUUUAUGCCCUAUAGAAUGGUUCCAUUUCUCAUGUGUUUCAUUAAGUACUAAGCCAAAAGGGAAAUGGUUUUGCCCUAAAUGUAGAGGAGACAGGCCAAAUGUAAUGAAACCUAAAGCACAAUUUUUAAAAGAAUUGGAAAGGUAUAAUAAAGAAAAAGAAGAAAAAUCGUAGCAAGAGAAGGUUGGUGAACAAUUUAAAUAUUUUGGAAGACUUAAUUCAAACUAAAAACAGCUUUCAAGAUAUAGAUUGUAGUAUUAAGUACUUUUUAAUGUAUUAUUAAACAUAAUGAUUUGUAAUAAUUGAUGAAAUGAAUGAUAAUAGUUUCAUGAAAAAAAUACACAGAAUGAAAUGUACUGUUGUAUAAACAUGCAUGUAAAUUAUCAUAUAUUAACUAUAAUAACAAAUAAAUUAUAUUUGUACAAUAUUCAUUAUUGUAAAUAUUGUGAUAACAGUAAAUAAUUAGAGAUAAAAAUAGAUAUUUUGAGUGCUGUAAAAUGUUUUAAAAUUGCUUUAUACUUAUUCGAAACAUUAAGAUUGGUGGGCCCCUACACAUUUUAAAUAACGUGUACAAUAUAUAAAUACUACUAUACAUCCAUAGUAAAUGUCUGAAAUAUAUAUUUCAUAAUCAAAUUACAAUAGCAGUAUUAAAAGAUAGAAAGUAAUUUUUGUAAUAUAAAUUAAUUGUAUCAUAAAUAAAAUAAAGAUUGAUAUUUUUUUUAAUUAGUACAUUAUGAUAAAAUUCUUGAUUACCAUUCGAAAUAUAUUAAUAAUAUUUAUAAAAUUGUUAUAUUAUUUAAGAAAUAUAAAUUCUUCAUGGCCACUGAAUUUUAUAAAUUUGCAUAUACAAAAUCAGUAGAACAAGAGUUAUAUGUAUCAUUUUAUAUAUAAUUUUCUUUGUUAAUGAUAAUUUACUUUGUACAUAUCACUACUGUAUUUUUAGAAUGUGAAUUCUCUCCAACAUACAAUGUACAAUAUAUUUGAUAAGCUAUAAUUUUUCAUAGUCUAGUAAAAACUCAAAGCACAUUGUUUUGUAAAAUUUAUAGAUGCUUC